AUGUCGACCAAUGGGCGCGUGCGGUUAACCUGGUAACAGGAAGUGAUUCACUCACGCUGUGCUUCUAGUGUAGACUGGAAGACGUUUAUACCUGCCGUUGGAAAUGUCUCCAGAUGAGCUGGUGUACCUGGGAAUCCUCGCCGCAUCCAUACCUGUGGGGGUCCUGUUCCGCUACCUCAGUCCUCAAGUGAAGAAGGGGGCAGCGUUGAGUUUGGGUCUCCUCAUGACCAUCGGCACUUGCGGGAUACACACUUUACACUCGCUGUGCACCGUUCUGGGAACGUGGCUGAUCAUCCGAGUCAACUGGAGGAAAGCUCCGCCCCUUUCUCUCGGAUGGACGUUCCUUUAUCUUUUCUUCUUCCGUAUGGUCAUGUGGUUCGGACUUCCGGCUCCGCCGCCGUUCGCAAACGCCAUCCAGCUUCUCCUCACCCUGAAGUUGGUCAGUUUGGCGUACGAGGUUCAGAGCUAUCACUUUGAGAAGAAAAAGGAAGUGAGCUCGUUCUCCAAGUCGCCCGUGAUUGGCCGGCUCUCUCACGAGCCCUCCCUCUAUGACAUCCUCUCAUACAGCUACUGCUACGUUGGGAUCAUGACGGGGCCGUUCUUCCGUUAUCAGACGUAUGUGGACUGGCUCGAACAGACCGAUCCUCUCGUGCUGCCGUGUAAAGUGCCGUGCCUGAGCAAGUUAAAGCUGGUUCCUGUUUAUGCUGCUCUCUUCAUGGGUGUUAACAUCCUGUUCCCGUUGUCCUACGUUCGCACCGACGACUUCCUGGAGCACAACUUCUUCUUCAGGUUUUUCUACAUGGUGGCAGUGUUCUUCGUGUUCCGCAUGAGGUUCUACUCGGCAUGGUGCGGAGCCGAGGCCGGCUGCAUCACCGCAGGACUCGGGUGCUACCCAAAGGGGGCGGAGUCUAAACCAGGAGGCGGACCUACAGUGCAAUACAGCCCCGAGCCCGGUGCUCUGGUCGAGUAUGACUUCAGAACCAUCCAGAACAUCGACUGCUACAAUACAGACUUCUGUGUGAAAGUGCGACACGGUAUGCGCUACUGGAACAUGACGGUGCAGUGGUGGCUUCAUCAGUACAUCUACAGCAGCGCACCGUUCAGAGCCUACGCCCUGAGAGCGGGAUGGACGAUGUUGGUGAGCGCGUACUGGCACGGUCUGCACGCAGGUUAUUACCUGUCCUUCCUCACCAUCCCGGUGUGUAUUGCUGCAGAGUUGUCGAUGGAGUCAUGUGUGCGUGCGCGUCUCGGCGCUGAGGGACAGAAGGUGUUCGACUGGGUGCACUGGUUCCUGAAGAUGCGCGCGUACGACUACAUGUGCAUGGGCUUCGUCCUGCUGAAUGCCAGCGACACGCUGCAUUACUGGAGCUCUAUUUACUUCCUGAUCCACGUCGUGGCCUUCGUCUGUAUCGCCGCCGGACGACUGAUGGGGGGUGGGAAGAAGGAGAGGACGAGGGAGGAGCGUGAGAAGUGACGUUCUGUGGUCUGCAGUGCAUUAUGGGAUUUCGGGCGUGCGCUGGGUAUUUGGGGUUAUUAUUAGUCACCUGCCAUAUAAGAACCACAAAUCCCAGCAAUCCCAGCAAUCACUGCCUCUGUGCCCCUGUUUUAGCCUGCUGUUUUAGCUCUCUUUUUACCACACCCUCUACAGCUUCCUUUAAAAUGCGUGUCAGGAGCGCACACUCGCAGCCCGAAUGCAGGAGGAGGAAGUGUGUAAGGAUUUUCAGUCUGAGGGAACUGGUUACCCUUAGCACCGAGCACACCAUCACUGAUUUCCUCCAAACUGCGUUCAGUCACAUCAACUCACUAAUGACACGGUAAAGUAAUGAAAGAAAAGAAUGGCUUAGGGAAAGAGAGAAAGACGGGAAGAUGAUCAAGAAAGAAAUAUAGGAAAGGAAAGAAGGAAAUUCUGGAGAGAAGGAAAAUGAAAUGAUGGAGGGAGGGAAAGAAAUUAAGGAAAUGAGGGAGGGAAAGAAAGAAUGAAAUGAUGGAGGGGAAAAAAGGAAAGAAUGAAGUUAUGGAGAGAAGGAAAAACAAUGAAGUGAUUGAGGGAAAGAAAGAAUUGAUGGAUGGAAGGAAGAAAAUGAUGGAGGGAAAGAAAGAAGGAAAUGAUUGAGAGAAGGAAGGAAAGAGUGGCAUUAUGGAGGUAAGGAAAGAAUGAAAUGAUGAAGAGAAAGAGGGGAAUGAUUGAGGGAAAGAAGGAAAUGAUGGAGAGAAGGAGGGGAAAAGGGAAAGAUUGAAGUUAUGGAGAGAAGGAAAGAAUGAAGUGAUGGAGGGAAAGAAGGAAUUGGUGGAGAGAAGGAAGGAAAUGAUGGAGGGAGGGAGAGAAGGAAAUGAUGGAGGGGGAAAAUGAAUGAAGUGAUGAAGGGAGGGAAGGAAAGAAGGAAAUGAUGGAGAGAAGGAAGGAAAGAAUGAAAUGAUGAGAAGGAAGGAUGGAGAGAAGGAAAAGAAACGGAUGACAUAGAGGAAUAUCAAAAUCAAGAAGAGGGAAUGAUGGAGGGAUGAAAAACAAAUAAAUGAUGGAAGAAAGAAAAAGACUAACAAAAAAAGAUAGUUUAGGGAUUUAAGGAAAAUGGAAAAACAAAGAUGCAAAUAUAGAAGAAUAAAAGCAAGCUGGAUAGAGGGAUGAAAGGGGGAAGAUACAUGUUUAAAAAAGGAUAGAACCCCACUUCACUUGGGCUGAUGAAGUUUUGGGGGUGUGUUAAAGACACACACAGAUUGUGAUGUUUCUGUGCCGUGAAUGUGCUAAAAAAUGAAACGGUUGAUGGACAGAUGGAGGGAGGGAACAAAAAAGGACUUAAAAAUGAAUAUAAAAGUUUCAUGUGCCAGUAACCAGUGCAUAAUGACUUCAUCUCCCAGCAUGCACUGCACAUAAAUACCGUCUGUAGGACAGAGAUUAGCGUUACAAAAAAGGAAGGUGUUUGAGAACUCCAUAUCCCACAAUGCACUGCUUCUGUGAAGUCGAAGAAAAGAGGUUUAAAAAAUUUCUCAGUCGCCAAUGUGUGAGAACACCGUUUCGCAGAAUGCACUGCUUCGAUGCUAGUUCUCAUGUUAAGGUUUACAUUAGAAAAGGAUGGAGCGUUAUGUUAGAGAGUAUGACGUGCCAAACCGAGACAUAAGCAACGUUACGUUAGAACUACAUCUCCCAGCAUGCACUGCUUCAGUACUAACUGCCAUACACCCAGUAUUAUUCACAACAUUCACCAACAGAGGUGAUCUGAAGGGUGGUAGAAAGUCAUAGUUGGUGUGUAAAGACUACAUUUCCCAUCAUGCACUGCUUCUGCCUCAACCAGCCGACGCUCCACUGCCAUGUGAAUGUGACUGGAGGUUCUCGGGGGUACGUGAUAGACGACGUGUAGCGCAAUGGUACAAGAACCUGAGCGUUAAAGUGAGACAAGGUGUGCGUUAAUUCCAGAAAUGUUACAGAGGUUCAUGGGACUUGAAGUCCAUCUUAAUUAUGUAGUUUUUAUUUGGUGGAUUUUUUGUUGUUUUUGGGUACCAACAUUCUGUUUAUUUCUGUUUGUCACUUUCCUUCACUAGAACAUUCUCUACGGCGUCCAUUUCCUGUCGCGAGUAAUACUGCGUGAACACAGCGACAAAAUUGCAAAUUUUAUGAACGGAAAUUUCCGAGAAUUUAGUUUGUAAAUCUGUGUUUUGCUUUUCACAUGGCUUCGCUAGAAACACAUUCGUUACGAGCAAGAUUGUAGCUGCACCGUAGAUCCUUACGGAUUUCUGCAGUCAUUCCGCACACGAACACCGCAUUGUGGACGUGCAGUUACUUCUCACAGGAAAAAGCCUCGUACUUCUCACUCACUCCAUCACACUGAACGUGAAUGUAUAUUUUUUGUAUAUUUUUAAGUGUUUUACAUGAGAAAAGUGUUUCCCUGUUCUGCCAUGAGACUAAAUAGUCAUGUGUUGAUAUUAAAAUUCCAAGUUGAAAUGAA
Molecule: messenger RNA, 3941 nt
Organism: Ictalurus punctatus (channel catfish)
Lineage: Eukaryota; Metazoa; Chordata; Actinopteri; Siluriformes; Ictaluridae
Product: lysophospholipid acyltransferase 7
Exons: 9
Coding region: 104-1474 (456 amino acids)
Biological process (GO): lipid modification; phosphatidylinositol biosynthetic process
Cellular component (GO): mitochondria-associated endoplasmic reticulum membrane contact site; membrane
Molecular function (GO): lysophospholipid acyltransferase activity
Source: RefSeq, a predicted model, not a curated record